Necator americanus (New World hookworm) is the source of this 1119-nucleotide messenger RNA. RefSeq lists its product as uncharacterized. The coding region runs from base 1 to 1119 and encodes 372 amino acids. The record is from RefSeq and is a predicted model, not a curated record. The transcript is spliced from 8 exons. Gene Ontology annotation, biological process: translational termination. Gene Ontology annotation, molecular function: translation release factor activity. NCBI's taxonomy places the organism in Eukaryota, Metazoa, Nematoda, Chromadorea, Rhabditida, Ancylostomatidae.
AUGCGAUUAUCUUCGGCCCUUUUUUCAAGUGUUCGAGCCCUACUUAGAGCGGAGAAAGGGGCCGCAUUCUUAGCUGCGGUCGACGCGCGGUUGACUGCUCAUCGAUCAGGAGAUGCUUCGAAUGGUGGUGACCUUCGAGCCGCCUAUUGGGAUGGCAUUUCGAGGGCUGCUCAUAAAGUUCAGGAAAAACGUAGCGAGAUCGAGCAAAUCAAUGCGUUAGCCACAGCGUCAGCAGAUGCGGAACUACAAAGUAUAGCAGAAGAGGAACGAGAGACAAUCGAAUGUUCGUUAGCUUCUGCUGAGGACGAAUUGGUCGACUGUAUCGUACCGUUGACGGAAGUAGACGUGCUGAACAAAUGUCAACUGGAGUUCACCAGCGGUGCCGGAGGUCAAGAGGCGAUGCUGUUUACCGGUGAAUUGCUGGAGAUGUAUGCAAAAUACACGGAAUGGCGCGGUUGGAAUUGGACACCUCUUCAGAUGCAGAACUCCGAUCUCGGCGGAAUACGCUCAGCGCUAAUUGCAAUAGAAGGAGAAAGAGCGUACGCAGCCCUCAGGUUUGAAGCAGGAGUCCACAGAGUUCAACGAAUUCCGCAAACUGAUAAGUCUCGAAUGCAUACGAGCACUGCCAGUAUAUCCGUUCUUCCCGAACCCGAAGAGGUUUCUGUUGUGGUCCCUACGAACUCGGUGAAAAUUGAGACUAUGCGAGCGUCCGGUCCAGGUGGUCAAAACGUCAACAAAAGGUCUACAGCGGUUCGGAUCACCCACAAGGAGACUGGCAUAGUAGUUCACUGCAUGGAUGAACGAUUCCAACAUCUCAACAUACAAAUAGCAUUCAAACGUCUGGCUGCUAUUCUUAUGCAACGAAAAGUGGAUGAGGUUAGCGAAAAAUUCACAUCGGAUAGGAAGCUGCAGGUUGGAACCAAAGCUCGAGCUGAGAAGAUUCGAACAUACAACUUUCAACACGAUAGGGUGACUGACCACAGAUUGCAACUACAGAUUCCUAACGUCGAAGAGUUUAUGCGAGGCCAGGAUUCAUUAGAUGACGUUAUCCGGAGGCUGAACGACAUGUACAAGCAGGAGCGAUUGAAAUACAUCCUGGACUACUGUAUUCUGGACUAA